AUGCUUACCAACCUUGUCGCCCUCACAGCUGGCUUGGCCAGUACCGCCUCUGCCUUCACAUGCACUGGCAACUACUUCAGCUUCUUCAACCGUGGUGGAGAUGCCAUGACCUACCAGCGUCUCGAUCCAAUCCUUCAGCCUGGUACGCAGGGCACCCACAUGCACUCCUUCGAUGGAGGCAACGUCCUAUCCGCCUCGAUGGGUUUCGCCGAUACGCAAGCCGCAACAUGUACUACUGCUCGUAUCAAGACGGAUAAGAGCUUGUACUGGCGCCCCACACUCUACUGGAAUGGCAACGGAACUGGGUUCCACCUCGACAAAGACUUUACAUACAAGUACGGGGAUGGAGACAAGUGGGCCAACGUCACUGAAUUCCCUGGGCAAUUCAACAUGAUUGCUGGAGUUCCCGAGAAGCGCGCCGAUGGUGACAACCCAGCCGGUGUCCGCUGGGGAUGCCAUAACCCCGACGGCCGCAGUGACAAGAUUUUCGCCAACGGGUUUCCCACAGGCUUCCAAUCCUGCGACUACGGCUUCGCUUCUGAAGUCACGUUUCCUAGCUGCUGGAACGGAAAGCCACUGGAUCCCGAGAACCCCAACGCACACAUGGCGUACCCUACCAACGGUGGCGGCGUCGGCGUCGAGAACUGUCCCAUCACUCACCGCGCCGCGCGCUUCCCUACCGUCUUCAUCGAGUUCUGGUACGACAUCUCCUCGUUCAACAAGCAGCUACUGCUGAGACCGGGCGGUUGCAACUGCGGCUGCGGCUGCGGUCAAGAGGAGAUGGAGCAGUGCUUCGGUUCUGAGAACGUCAACAAAAACGAGGACACUGCUUGGGCUAAGUGCGGCUUGGAGAACGCCGGUGGCGAAAACUCCCCCGGUUGCAACCCCAUCCAGGCUGGCCCAGGUCCUGCCACCAAAGCGUCUGGAGCUGGCUGUGAUGCUAAUGACCUCCCUGCGUCAGGCGGCGCGAAGUCUUCGGCCGCCUCAUAUGCUGUUGCCAGCAUGGCGUCUGCCACGUCCUCCGCUACUGUUGCUCCUUCUGCUUCCUCUUCCAAGGCUGUGAACAACGAUUCCAACACCAAGGUCUCCUUGAGUAUCAGCCUCGGUAACAAGGGUCUAUCAGAGGCUCCAGCUGCCACCCCAGUUGCUUCUCCGGAACAGCAAUAUGGCAAUGCACCAUCUGUCCCAUCUGCGCCUGCCAAGCCUGACACUCCUGCUGGAUCUGAGCUUCCCUCUCUGUCGCUCGCCACCACUCCAGCUGCCAGCAAGCCCACUGGUGGUGCCAAUGGAGACUGCAAAGCUCCCAUCUACGUCACCCUCACUCCCACCGUCUAUGUGACCGCUGGCUCAAACGCCACUUCUUGUGGCAUGGGCACGGUCACCAAGACCAUGACGGAGACUGCUACCGUCACUGUGGCCGCGGCUAGCGGUAUCCAGUACGGCUCUUACUAA
Molecule: messenger RNA, 1452 nt
Organism: Parastagonospora nodorum SN15
Lineage: Eukaryota; Fungi; Ascomycota; Dothideomycetes; Pleosporales; Phaeosphaeriaceae
Exons: 4
Coding region: 1-1452 (483 amino acids)
Source: RefSeq, a predicted model, not a curated record